Closterium sp. NIES-65 is the source of this 2826-nucleotide messenger RNA. The record is from the annotation of a GenBank genome assembly. Lineage: Eukaryota; Viridiplantae; Streptophyta; Zygnematophyceae; Desmidiales; Closteriaceae.
AUGGCGGCCGCCGCAACGAGGGAGACGGUCAUGUCGGACCUCCCUGACGACUGUCUCGCCUCCGUCCUCUCCUUCCUGCCUCCCGCUCUCAUCGCCCGCUCUGCCUCGGUCUGCUCGGCUUGGCGCGCCGCAACCGCGUCCCCGGUGGCGUGGCAGCGCGUGCUGCCGGACCUCUGCCGCCACGCCUGCUUCACCGCGCUGCCGCUCGCCUCCCGCCAACCCCACCCGCGCGCGUGGUGCCGCGAGCUGUGCCGCGGAGUUCUGCUGGACGGCGGGGUGUUCCACGCGCGCAUGGACCCCCGAACCGCCAAGCUCACGGUGAGCGUGAGUAUAUCGAAGGCGUGUGGGGUUACGUGGAUGGGCGACCCUCGCUACUGGCACAUGGAGACGCGGGGUAACACCACUGGCGCGGUGUUUCCCGACGUGCCGCAUCUGCUCCGGGUGUGCUGGUUCGAUGUCAACGGACACGUGGCGCUACCGUUCCCGCUGCGCUGCGGGGUGUACGACAUGGCAUGGCGCGUCUCCCGCGACCCGACGCAAAAAGAGUACUCCCGCGCAGCAGGCGAGCAGCAGAGGCAUGCGGGGCGGUGGGAAAAAAUGGGGGAAGAGAGUGAUGACGACGACGAUGAAGACGAGGAGGAGGAGGGCGAGGAGGGUGGCGAGGUGGAGUUAGAGGGAGGGGCGAGAGGGGUGCAUGACGGAGAGGGGCCAGCAGGUUGGAGGGGAACGGCCGAAGCAACGAAUGUCUCGCACGUGGGCGGUGGCGGUGGCGGUGCAGAAAACCCGUUCCACCACAUGGUGGGGUUCAUGCGACGGCUGAUAGGGCGGGAUCGGGGCCAGCACAGCAGAGAGCAGCAGCAGGCCUGGGAGCGGAGGAGGGAAGCGUGGAGGCGAGUGGAGAAUCGGUGCUGGUUCAAUUGGGUGGGGCAACCUGCAUUGAGCAACGUGAGGGAGGAGGGGAGUGCUGGGGGAGGGGGAGGCGAGCAGAGGCGGCUGCGAAUCUCCGCUGCCACCAUCGCCAUGCUGCCUGACUGGACCACCCUGCCUGCCGGCCGUGUGACCAUCAGGGGGGCAACGGCAGCGGAGACGGCAGUGGCUCCCACGCUGAGUAUGCGCCUGUGGGAGACGGAGAGCACGUUCCAGCCAUUCACGCCUCAAGCAGUCGGCUCCAUCGCGCUCCCAUUGGAAACCCUCUCCUCCGAUUUCUUCCUUUCUCCCGCCGCGACCGCCGGCGCAAGCCGCGCGAUAAACGGCGGGUGGCCCUUAGAGGGCGCGGUCGUGUGGGACGGCGCAACCUCGCAGACACCACCACCUCUACCUUCCGCCCAUUAUCCGUCCCCCGCUUACCCAUCGCCGGCGUACCCAUCACCCGCCGCUUACCCAUCAUCGGCCGCAGCGUACCCAUCGCCCGCGUACCCAUCCUCCGCGUUCUGGUCGCCGACGGGCCUGUCGCCUGGCUCCGCAGCCGCCGCUUUCGUGCAAUCCAUCAACGCGCACUCCAUAAACGUCGCUUGCUUCUAUGGCGGCGGAUCGUCUGAGUCGCCCCUGUCCCUCCCCACGGGUAUUGACUUCGCAGCGUCCUUUCAUCCCGCUUAUCCUCUCGACCAUGAGUCCCCGUUUCAGCGGUAUGCUGCGGUGUGUGAACCCUCUCACCAGCCCGCUCGCUCCUCCCAGGACCUUCCUGUGGAGGGAGAGGGAGGAAGUGAGGGAGCAGAAGGUGGGGGAGUGGAAGGUGGGGGAGUGGAAGGUGGGUCGGGGGAAGGUGAUACGCUGGAGUGUGGCGAAGCAGAGGGGUUUGAGCUCGCGUGUGGCGGAGGUGACAGGGAGGAGUGCGGGGACGAGGAGGAGGAGGAGGAAGUGGGGGAAUAUGAGAGGGAUGGAGAAGAAGACGGGGGCAAGGGGGAGGUAGCGGGUGCCAUGGUUGCUUGUUCCUCCCUUGCUUCUGCCUCCCUUGCUUCUGCCCGUCCAGAGCAACUCAUCGUUCUGCCCACCUCAGGGCUGAUCCACGUGCAGACACCCGUGGUGCCCACAUCGCUGCCAUUCACACUGCAAGACAUGAAUGUCAAGUUCAGGGACGUGGCAGCAGGCACGGCGAGAGUGGUCACGCCUAUGGGUCACGCAGCUGCCACUUGCCACGGAUGCUCCGUGCUCGACCGCCUGCUCCACACCAACGGUCUGUACGACACACGUCUGGAGGUGCAUAUGGGGGCAGGUAGCGAUGCAGACGUGCACGCCGUGCUGCUCACACGCUUCAGCUCCCACGUGCCACAGCCACAGCCACAGCAGCCACAGCAGCAGCAGCAGCCGCAGCAGAAUCAGCCACAGCCACUGCCGCUGCCUCUGGGCAUGGUGGUUUCUGAGACGCCCAAGACAGAGAGCACCACCGAAUCCGGCCUGGUUUGCAUCUCCUCGGUCACCGGCUCGGGGCAGCAACAGGCGGAGGGAGGGGCGAGGCGAGGCGCGGAGCGGAAUGGCAGCAGCAGCAUGAGCAACGCCGUGUGGAGUGCUAACGGGUGCCAUCCCCGGCCUGUGGUCCGUUACGAGCACAAUAGCCGCAGCAGGAGCUGUAAGGGAGGGGCAUUGACCGAGGUGGGGGAAGAAGGGGAGGGAGAGGAGGGUGAGGAGGAAGGGGGAGAUGGGGCGGAGAGGGUUGAAGGAGAGGAAGAGGGAGAAGAGGAAGGGGAUGUAGAAGAGGAGGCGGAGGGUGAGGAGGAGGAGGGGGAGGAGGAGGAGGAGGAGGGAGCCACUAACCUCUCAACCAGCACCAGCCCCCAACCUCUUGCCUUCAAACCAAACCCUUUUGCCCUCUCCGCCUCCAAUAUUGGA